AUGUUUUUAAAAAAUUUUUUUUUAUUGUAUCUUUUGUAUUAUAAUUAUGCUUUUUUAAUAAAAACAAAUAAGAAUAUAUAUACAUUUCAAAGUAUGAGUUCCUUAAAUAUACAAAAUCUAAAUGAUGUAAAAGAAAAGUUGAAGUAUGAAAAAAAGGCUUAUUGCUUAUUGUUAAAUAAAUAUAAAGUAAAUAAAAUACUAAAAAAUAAAUAUGCAAAAUUUUGGUUAUUAGAUAUAUAUAAAUUUCCAUCUGUUUUAAAUUUUAAAGAAUAUAAAGAUUCUUUUCUUGAAGAAAAUGAAAAUAUUUUAAGUUAUAUUUAUAAUUAUUUAGGAGAUUUAAAAAGAAAUAAUCAAAAUUUGCAAAUCAAUGAUAUUAAUAAGAAAAGUACUAACUCUUAUAAUUCCGAUGAAAAUAAGUCAAAUAAUAAUGAAGAUGAUUAUAGAUUAAUACCUUUAAAUGAUUAUUUUAAUAAAAUUGUUGAGGAAUUAAUAAAAUAUGAUAAAUGCAUUACCCUUGAAAGUAUAAAUAAAAUAUUUACAGAAAAUUUGUCUAUUGAAAAUGAAUAUAAUGCUAAUAAUUUAGAAAGUGAUAUUUAUAAUUUAAGUGAUGAAGAAAUAAUCAAUAAAAAAAAAAAUUUAGAAAAUAUAUAUAAUACAAAUAAAUUAGAAUAUAUAAAAGAAUUAUUUACAUUGAUAAAAAAUGAAAAUAUAAAAUUAAAACUAGUAACAUUAUAUUUUGGUUAUGAUAAUAUGAAUACAUCAGAAGUUUUAAAAAAAAUAUUUCCUUCUAUAAAUGAAAUAAUUCAUAAAUUUGAAAUAAUAGGACAUAUAGCACAUUUAAAUUUUUGUGACAAAUUAAAAGAUUGUAAAAAGUUAAUUGCUGAAAUAAUUUUAGAUAAAAAUAAAAGCAUUAAAACUGUAAUAAAUAAAAAAGAUAUUUUAAAUAAUGUACAUAGGACAUUUAAUAUUGAACUUUUAGCUGGUGAAGAAAAUUAUAUUACAGAAUUAAAAGAAAAUAAUAUUAAAGUAAAAUUAAAUUAUGAAUUAGUAUAUUGGAACUCUAAAUUAAAAAAAGAAAGGGAUCGAAUAUUUAAUUUAGUUGAUAAUAAUUCUAUUGUUAUUGAUGUUUUUGGAGGAGUUGGUAUAUUUAGUUUAUUAUUAAGUAAAAAAAAUUGUCUAUGCUUUUCAAAUGAUAUUAAUGAACACGCUUAUGGUUAUAUGAAUAUAAAUAUAAAGUUAAAUAAAAAAAAGAAUAUACUAACUUAUAAUUUAGAAGGAAGAAAAUUCCUUGAAAAUUUAUUUAAUUUAAACAUUUUCUCAAAAAACACUACUCUAUUAACAAUGUUUAUUGAUAAACAAAAUAUGAAUAACAUAUCAAUCGAUUUUAUAAAUAACAAAAAUCAAAAUACUGUAGAUGAAAAAAAAAAAAAAAAAAGUCAUUUAGAUAAAAACAAUAAGAAAAACAUUGAAAUAAAUUAUUUAUCUAAUAGUAAUAAAAAUACAAAUAUUUUAAAUGAUAAAAAAACAAAAGAAAACCUUAACAAUAAUGAUAGGAAUAAUAAUAUUGGUGAAUAUAAUUUAAAUAAUAAGUAUACAAAUGAAAAUAAUAUAAUGAAUAAUUAUAUAUGUAAUGAUAAUUUUAAAUCAAUUAUAACAUCAGAUAUAAAUAAUACAUACAAUAAUUGCAAAAAAAUGAACUUUGAGAGUAAGGAAGAUUUAUGCAAUAUAUUUGAAAAUAAAUAUAAAAAUCAUAAAAUUUCUGAUGAAAAUACAGAUGAUAUUAAAAAUCAAGAAUUAUUUAAAAUAGAUAUAAAUUUAAAUAUUUAUAAUGAUAUCCAUAUAUUAAUGAAUUUGCCAAAAACAGCAUUAGAAUUUCUUGAUGUUUUCAAGAAUUUAAAAAAAAAGGAAAAUGAAGAAAUAAGAAAUAUUUUUAUUCAUUGUUAUUACUUUUCGAAACCUGAAUUCUUUUAUGAAUAUGCAGAAAAAAAUAUUUUAUUGCAUCUACAAUAUAAACCAAAAGAAAUGAAAAUCACCGAAAUUAGAAAAGUGUCUCCUAGUAAAUCAAUGUAUGUUGUAGAAUUUAAUUUAAAAGAUUUAUUUACAAUAUAA
Plasmodium relictum is the source of this 2109-nucleotide messenger RNA. Its product is annotated as met-10+ like protein, putative. Gene Ontology annotation, biological process: tRNA N1-guanine methylation. NCBI's taxonomy places the organism in Eukaryota, Apicomplexa, Aconoidasida, Haemosporida, Plasmodiidae. Gene Ontology annotation, cellular component: cytoplasm. The transcript is spliced from 2 exons. Bases 1 to 2109 code for a protein of 702 amino acids. The record is from RefSeq and is a predicted model, not a curated record.